Messenger RNA from Seriola dumerili (greater amberjack), 3376 nucleotides. Its product is annotated as glutamate receptor ionotropic, kainate 2-like. The record is from RefSeq and is a predicted model, not a curated record. Gene Ontology annotation, molecular function: kainate selective glutamate receptor activity; transmitter-gated monoatomic ion channel activity involved in regulation of postsynaptic membrane potential. Lineage: Eukaryota; Metazoa; Chordata; Actinopteri; Carangiformes; Carangidae. The coding region runs from base 1 to 3327 and encodes 1108 amino acids. Gene Ontology annotation, cellular component: kainate selective glutamate receptor complex; presynaptic membrane; plasma membrane. The transcript has 22 exons. Gene Ontology annotation, biological process: modulation of chemical synaptic transmission; synaptic transmission, glutamatergic; monoatomic ion transport.
AUGGUCGGUGAGGCAGGUAGGAAGAGGUCCAGAAUCUGCAGUUAUGGUACACCUGGAUCCUCGUAUGGAUCCAGAGAAGGGCUCUUUGUGUGCAACCGGAGCCUGUCAUCGGGGUUAGAUGACACCUCUGGGACCCACAGGGACCCAGCAUGUUGUCAGGGGCUGCUGCUGGAGAAUCUUGAUGAUGUCCAGGAGGUCCUGGAGAGGCAUGAGAAGGCCGGCCUGUGCCAUGACUUGCAGCGGGCGUUGUGGUCGAAGUUCAUGAUCAUAGACUCACCCAUACCACAGCAGGGUCGGGAGAGCUCCAUGACAGAUGCAGGGGCUGGAGACAGAGAGAUUGCUGACAUUUUGACCAACCUCCAGGAUCAGACCGAGGCUCAGCCUGACCUUCACCCUCAGAUUCCCGUGCUGAUGGCUUUAACGCUCUGUGUUAACAGUGUCUCCUCCGCCGGGGAAGGUGCAGACUCUGUGUCGGUGACUCCCCCUGGUCCGGUGCCGCCCCCGGCAAGUUUCUUUAAGCAUAGAUGGAUUUCCUCAAGCUCUGCCCUGCCUAACAUGGAUGCCCCGCCACCUCCACCACCAACACCUCCACCAUCAUCUUCCUCAGCUGAGUCGGAGGGCUAUUUCUUCUUGGCGCAGUGCACCGUCAGGCUUCUACUGCUGCUAUUACACUGUGUGGGAUAUUCUCAUGGGAUGCCACAUGUCUUGAGAUUUGGGGGAAUAUUUGAGUCCAUUGAGAGCGGCCCAUCAGGUGCUGAGGAACUAGCCUUUAAAUUUGCUUUAAACACAAUCAACAGGAACAGAACUCUACUGCCAAACACCACGCUCACCUAUGACAUCCAGAGGAUAAACAUCUAUGACAGCUUUGAGGCCUCCAGAAAAGCCUGUGACCAGCUUUCUCUUGGGGUGGCAGCCAUCUUCGGUCCCUCUCACAGUUCCUCUGCCAAUGCAGUCCAGUCCAUUUGCAAUGCCCUGGGUGUGCCACACAUUCAGACCAAGUGGAAGCACCAGGUAUCGGACAACAGAGAUGUCUUCUACGUGAGCCUCUAUCCAGACUUCUCCUCCCUCAGCCGGGCCAUCCUGGACUUGGUCCACUUCUUCAAGUGGAAGACGGUCACUGUGGUUUAUGAUGACAGCACUGGUCUUAUUCGGUUGCAAGAACUUAUAAAGGCGCCGUCCCGGUACAACAUCCGGUUAAAGAUACGGCAGCUGCCUGCAGAGACCAAGGAUGCCAAGCCGCUGUUAAAGGAGAUGAAGAGGGGGAAGGAGUUCCACAUCAUCUUUGAUUGUGGCCAUGAAAUGGCUGCUGGGAUCCUGAAGCAGGCUCUCGCCAUGGGGAUGAUGACAGAGUAUUAUCACUAUAUCUUCACCACACUGGAUCUGUUUGCGCUGGACGUGGAGCCUUACCGAUACAGUGGUGUGAACAUGACGGGCUUCAGGAUCCUCAACACUGAGAACAGCCAAGUGGCCUCAAUCAUCGAGAAAUGGUCCAUGGAGCGACUGCAGGCUCCACCCAAACCUGACUCUGGUCUACUGGACGGCUUCAUGACUACGGACGCUGCGCUGAUGUACGAUGCUGUGCACGUGGUGGCCGUGGCGGUGCAGCAGUCUCAGCAGAUCACUGUCAGCUCAUUACAGUGCAACCGACACAAGCCCUGGCGCUUCGGGAACCGCUUCAUGGCCCUCAUCAAAGAGGCCCACUGGGACGGCCUGACCGGGAGAAUCACUUUCAACCGCACCAAUGGCUUGAGGACAGACUUCGACCUCGAUGUCAUCAGUCUGAAGGAGGAAGGUCUUGAGAAGAUUGGUACCUGGGAUCCUCCGAGUGGCUUGAACAUGACGGACAACCAGAAGGGGAAGACAACUAAUGUCUCUGAUUCCUUAUCCAAUCGAUCUCUGAUCGUCUCCACUAUUCUGGAGGAACCAUAUGUGAUGUUCAAGAAGUCUGACAAGCCACUGUACGGGAACGACCGCUUUGAGGGCUACUGCAUAGACCUGCUGAGAGAGCUGGCCAACAUCCUGGGCUUCACUUAUGAGGUUCGUCUGGUGGAAGAUGGGAAAUACGGUGCCCAGGAUGAGAACACAGGCCAGUGGAAUGGGAUGGUCAAGGAGCUAAUGGACCACAGAGCUGAUCUGGCAGUGGCUCCCCUCGCCAUCACAUACGUGCGCGAGAAGGUUAUUGACUUCUCCAAGCCCUUCAUGACGCUGGGUAUAAGUAUACUGUACCGCAAGCCCAACGGGACCAACCCUGGGGUCUUCUCCUUCCUCAACCCCCUCUCGCCUGAUAUCUGGAUGUAUAUUCUGCUGGCUUACUUGGGUGUCAGUUGUGUGCUGUUUGUCAUAGCCAGGUUUAGUCCCUACGAGUGGUAUAACCCCCACCCCUGCAACCCCGAGUCGGAUGUAGUGGAAAACAAUUUCACCCUGCUAAAUAGUUUCUGGUUCGGAGUUGGAGCUCUCAUGCAGCAAGGAUCUGAGCUCAUGCCGAAAGCCCUCUCCACCAGAAUUGUAGGAGGAAUCUGGUGGUUUUUCACACUCAUCAUCAUCUCCUCCUACACGGCAAACCUGGCUGCCUUCCUCACUGUGGAGAGGAUGGAGUCGCCCAUUGACUCUGCUGACGACCUGGCCAAGCAGACCAAGAUAGAAUAUGGGGUGGUAGAAGACGGCUCCACCAUGACCUUCUUCAAGAAAACCAAGAUUUCCACGUAUGAUAAGAUGUGGGAGUUCAUGAGUAGUCGCAGACACUCGGUGAUGGUGAAGAACGUUGAGGAAGGGAUUCACCGUGUGCUCACUUCAGACUACGCAUUCCUCAUGGAGUCCACCACCAUCGAGUUCGUCACACAGCGCAACUGCAACCUCACCCAGAUCGGAGGCCUUAUUGACUCCAAAGCCUACGGGGUCGGCACCCCAAUGGGCUCUCCGUACAGAGAUAGGAUCACUAUUGCCAUCCUGCAGCUUCAGGAGGAAGGGAAGCUGCACAUGAUGAAGGAGAGGUGGUGGAGAGGAAACGGCUGUCCGGAGGAAGAGAGUAAGGAGGCCAGCGCCCUCGGUGUGCAGAACAUCGGAGGGAUCUUUAUUGUCCUAGCCGCUGGACUUGUCCUCUCUGUUUUUGUGGCUGUGGGAGAGUUCCUCUACAAGUCCAAACAGAACGCACAACUUGAAAAGAGGUCCUUCUGCAGUGCCAUGGUGGACGAGCUGCGUGUUUCCCUCAAGUGCCAGCGCCGGCUCAAACACAAGCCCCAGCCGACCGUCAUGGUGAAAACAGAGGAAGUCAUCAACAUGCACACUUUCAACGAUCGCAGACUGCCAGGGAAAGAGACCAUGGCCUAAAAUGUGAAUCUCUAUUACUUUCUCACCCUCUCUCCUGCAGUGAGGAGUU